UGAUUGAUCAAUAAAAUAUUUUCACAAAAAUAUCAUUGAAAAAUGGUUUUAAUUACAGAAGAAUUAGUAAGAAAAAAAUCUGAACAUAAUGAAGGUAUUAUUGGAACUUUAGAAGAACUAUCUUUACACCAGGAAGACAUUGAAAAAAUUGAACAUCUGAAUAAUUGGUGCAGAGAAUUAGAAAUUUUAUAUUUACAAGCUAAUCAAAUCUCAAAAAUUGAAAACUUAAAUAAAUUGAAAAAACUCCAGUACCUAAACUUAGCUAUAAAUAAUGUAGAGAAAAUAGAAAAUUUAGAAGGAUGUGAAUCUUUAGAAAAAUUAGAUCUCACAUUAAAUUUUAUUGGGGAUUUAGAAAGUGUUAAGAAACUGAAGAAAAAUAUAUUUUUAAAACAUUUAUACUUAACAGGUAAUCCAUGUUGCGAUUUUGAAGGAUAUAGAGAGUACGUAAUAGCGCAAUUACCUCAGUUAGAGAGUUUGGACGUCAAAGAAAUAUCGAGAAGUGAAAGGAUAAAAGCUCAACAAAAUUUGAUAGAGAACGAAAAAAUUAUUUUAAAGGCCCAAGAAGAAUAUAAAAAAUUUAGAGAAAAUCAAAAAAAUCGAAUGCUACAGAAAGAUAAUUCUCAUUUAACUGACGAUGAAUUUUGGAAAAGCGUAAGUGAGAAUAGCCCAGAAACACGAUUAGAAAUAUCUAAAAGACAAAGAAAGAGAGACUCGAAUGUAGAUACAGCUAGCAAUAUGAAGGUCAAGAGAACAGUAAGACUUUUCGCAAAAGAUGGUCGACCUUUAAACGUGAAUGAAGCAAAAUUAGGUUUUAAGUUUACAGAUGACAGCCCAGAUAAAUUUGUGUUGGAUGUGGCUUUAUAUAAAUUUCUUGACACCAACCUCAUUGACAUUGACUUACAACCAAUCUAUGUAAAAUUAACAAUUAAAGGAAAAGUUUUCCAAAUAGUAUUUCCUGAAGAAAUUCAAAUAGAAAACAGUACUGCUUUGCGUUCACAAACUACAGGACACUUGGUGUUAAGUCUGCCAAAAUUAAAUUUCAAAAAACUUGUAAAGCAGGAAAAGAAUACAGAAAAGGCAAAAUUAAAUGACAAAAAAGAUAAGGAUAAACAGGCUCAAGAGGAGAAAAAGACAAGCGAGACUUUUCUUGAAGUUACUGGUCCAAAAGAAGAUAUGGAUUAUACUAAGAUAAUAGAAAAUAACAAGAACAGAAUUUCCUAUAACGAAUAUCCUGAUAUUCCUGUGUUGGAGUAUGGGUUUUAAAAAAUGUUAAAUUACCCUUUCUCUCAUUAUUCUUCUGUUAUGUGUAGCACAAAAUAUUCAUAUAAUGUAUAGUCUUUCAUGGUUGUUGUCCUUCUUUAGAUUCAAAAGUAAAUUAUUUGUUUUGUCAUUUGAUGGAUGUCGAAUGUCGAUAUCAUCUAUUCCAUUGCCGGACAGACAAUACAAUUUAUCUAUUAUUAUCUCUACAUACCAUAAAGAAUUAUUUAUCAUAAUAAUAGUAUACAUUCUUAAUGACAAUUAAGUACAGUAUAGAAAUUUAUACUUUCAUAACUGUAAACAAAGAUUACUAACUGAAAAAUAUUACGGUCUUAAGCCCCGUUCUCAGAACAUCAAAAGAACCAAUGAGAUUUGUAGAAUAUUGCAGUUUGAAUUUUGUACAAAUCUCAUUCGUUCUUUUCACGUGUCACUGGCGACAGUACGAAGUUCUGAGAACGGGGCUUUACAGGAAAUAUUUUUUUGUAAGUAACAGUGUUACCACUCAGCAUUAUAAAUGUCAAAAUAAAGUAAACUUCCAAAUGUGAAAACUUUUUAGUGGCUAAAUAGCGUUUUCUCCUAACCUAACAUCUUGACUUUCUAAAAGAAUGAUCAUUUAUAAAUAAAACUGCGUCAAGUUACCCUAGGAAGGACAAUCGUUCAUAUAUUUUAGCUAUAUGUACGAUUAUAUGAUGUCAUCAAUCAUUAUUUCUAAAGUAACUUCACACCAGUUAUGUUUCGAACAUAUGGGAGUCAUAUAAAGGAAAAUUUAUUUUUUUUAACUCGAGGGAGAGGUCUGCAAUCUGUUCCAUAAAAAGUUUGUGAUUAGACACAUAGAGAAACAUACUAAAGUGAUAUGUGGAG
Messenger RNA from Sitophilus oryzae (rice weevil), 2118 nucleotides. It is a transcript of the gene tilB, whose product is annotated as protein tilB. The record is from RefSeq and is a predicted model, not a curated record. Gene Ontology annotation, cellular component: cytoplasm. Gene Ontology annotation, molecular function: protein binding. The transcript has 6 exons. The coding region runs from base 43 to 1263 and encodes 406 amino acids. Lineage: Eukaryota; Metazoa; Arthropoda; Insecta; Coleoptera; Curculionidae. Gene Ontology annotation, biological process: outer dynein arm assembly.